UCAGAAUUGAUUUACACGUCAAAUAUAAAGGGGCCACACAGGGCCAUCAAAUAGAUGGGUGCACAGCAUAUAACCCGAAUAAUAUUUAAAAAUGUGAGAAUAUGAGAUGGAACAGUAUCUUAGAAAGCCAGAAGCAAGAACUUACUCCAGUCUUUGCAUCGUAUGAGAGUAAGUUAGAAUUCUUCCCUGAGAAUGGGCAUAUAAAAGCCAGCGUAAUUGAGCUAAACUGUCUGUGGAAUAAUUACCUGGCCCUGUGGGAGGAGCUGCAAAAAAAUGAGGGUGAAAGAGAAUUAGUGUGUAACUCGUUACAGAACCACUUUACACAAAUUAGUUGUAAGAUAUCAGAGAUAGGCGGCAUACUGUUUGCUCUUAUUGAUGAAUUAGAGUCUAUCCAGUUCCAGCGGAAGUUUGCAGAGUUUAACAAAAUGCAGGAGAAGAUUUGCAUGACUGCAUGUUCAAUUCUUUCUCUGAACAGGAAGUCACUGACUGUGGACUUACUUGGGUCACUCAGUGAUGUUGAAUACUCACUGUAUAAGUGUCUUACAGAGGGACAGAAAGUAUCAAAAACAAAGUCUAUCCAGCAGACUAACUGGAUAGAUCCAAAGCAGUAUGGGAUACUUAAAUACCUCUACAGGUUCUGUAAAUACAGUAUAAAAGACUAUUUGACUGUGCAUAAAAUUGUCACACAGAGCAUGCACCAGCAGAGAAGUGUACUAUUCACUAUACAUAUGGUGCAGCAGAUGUACACAUCAUUUGUAAAGGAAACCACCAACCACUUCAUGCCAGGGAAUUUAAUUGACACACACACGAACAUCUAUAACGAGCUGUCAAUUGAGGAGAAGAUACACCACCAUGAGUCAUCAAUCGCCCGCAGAAAGGCCACCAUAGACAUAAUCAUAGAGUAUCACAGGAGGAUAAUCCAUGAUGUUGACACAAUUAACUGGAAUGUCGGCAAAGAAGCAAAGAAUAUUGUUAACAUGGAAAAGUCCAUUCACGGCAAGUCUGACCUGUCCAUGAAAAAGCUCUUCUCACUUUUUGAGAAUGCCAGUGUAAAGUUAAAAGAGUACGAGGUAACCCUGUUUAAGUAUGCAAAACUAACCAUGGCAUCAAAGAAAUCCGACUCGUACAGUAAUCGGCUAAUUCAGAUAAAGGCACUGGACUUUAACUAUCUAAUAAUUGAAGGCCGCUUAAAAGAGCUUAAAGGUGAUGUGCAUCUGCUCUACACAGCAUCUAAGGAAAUAUACAACAGAAGAAAUCAAACAUCUGGUAAGAAUAGUUCAGAGAAUCAGCAAUAA
Messenger RNA from Nematocida parisii ERTm1, 1295 nucleotides. RefSeq lists its product as uncharacterized. The transcript has a single exon. The coding region runs from base 102 to 1295 and encodes 397 amino acids. Lineage: Eukaryota; Fungi; Microsporidia. The record is from RefSeq and is a predicted model, not a curated record.